GGGGAGCUCCUAGCAUCCCGUGCACUUGCGGCCUGCGGCUGUCCCUGCAGAGCUGUUCGCCGACCGGGGCCCGCAGGAACCUGCCACCGGCGCCUCCCACCGCGGCCCACGCGGGCGGCGCGCGGAGGAGGGGGCGGGGGUAGCGGCGGCUGUAGCGGCCGCGACCUGGGCGGGCGGAGGAGUGUGACGGGCCUUAGGGCCGCUGUGGAUGGUUUCUAAAAUGAUCAUUGAAAACUUCGAGGCACUCAAGUCCUGGCUCAGCAAGACUCUCGAGCCCAUCUGUGAUGCAGAUCCAUCUGCCCUAGCAAAAUAUGUUCUGGCUUUGGUAAAGAAAGACAAAAGUGAAAAAGAGUUAAAGGCAUUAUGUAUUGAUCAGCUGGACGUAUUUCUUCAGAAAGAGACACAGAUAUUUGUGGAAAAACUUUUUGAUGCUGUGAAUACAAAGAGUUACCUACCUCCUCCAGAGCAGCCAUCAUCAGGAAGCCUGAAGGUAGAAUUUUUCCCGCACCAAGAAAAAGAUAUAAAGAAAGAAGAGAUCACUAAGGAGGAAGAGCGAGAGAAGAAGUUUUCUAGAAGGCUAAAUCACAGUCCUCCGCAGUCAAGCUCCCGAUACAGGGAAAAUAGAAGCCGUGAUGAGAGGAAAAAAGAUGAUCGUUCUCGCAAAAGAGAUUAUGAUCGAAACCCUCCUCGAAGAGAUUCAUACAGAGACCGGUACAAUAGAAGACGAGGGCGAAGUCGCAGUUACAGCAGAAGUCGAAGUCGAAGUUGGAGUAAAGAGAGGCUUCGUGAAAGGGACAGAGAUAGAAGCAGGACUAGAAGCAGAAGCAGAACACGAAGCAGGGAAAGGGAUCUGGUAAAACCUAAAUAUGACCUGGAUAGAACAGAUCCAUUAGAAAAUAAUUAUACUCCAGUCUCUUCGGUACCUAGUAUUUCAUCUGGCCACUACCCUGUACCUACUUUGAGCAGCACUAUUACAGUAAUUGCUCCUACUCAUCAUGGUAACAACACUACCGAAAGUUGGUCUGAAUUUCAUGAAGACCAGGUGGACCAUAACUCUUACGUAAGACCACCCAUGCCAAAGAAACGGUGUAGAGACUAUGAUGAAAAGGGUUUUUGUAUGAGAGGAGACAUGUGUCCUUUCGAUCAUGGAAGUGAUCCAGUGGUUGUAGAAGAUGUGAAUCUUCCUGGUAUGCUGCCUUUCCCAGCACAGCCUCCUGUGGUGGAAGGACCACCUCCUCCUGGACUCCCCCCACCUCCACCAAUUCUUACACCCCCACCUGUGAAUCUCAGGCCCCCAGUGCCACCUCCAGGUCCAUUGCCACCCAGUCUCCCACCUGUUACAGAUGAUAUUUCUUAUUCUUUGGUUUUGACAGGACCACCACCUCCACUUCCUCCUUUGCAGCCAUCUGGCAUGGAUGCUCCUCCAAACUCUGCAACCAGUUCUGUUCCUACUGUAGUAACAACUGGCAUUCAUCACCAGCCUCCUCCUGCUCCACCCUCUCUUUUUACUGCAGUUUUUGUAUUACCAGAUACAUAUGACACAGAUGGCUACAAUCCUGAAGCCCCAAGCAUAACAAACACUUCCAGACCCAUGUAUAGACACAGAGUGCAUGCACAAAGGCCCAACUUGAUAGGACUAACAUCAGGGGAUAUGGAUUUGCCACCCAGAGAAAAGCCUCCUAAUAAAAGCAGUAUGAGGAUAGUAGUGGACUCAGAAUCAAGGAAAAGAACCAUUGGUUCUGGAGAGCCUGGAGUUCCUACAAAGAAGACUUGGUUUGAUAAACCAAAUUUUAAUAGAACAAACAGCCCAGGCUUUCAGAAGAAGGUUCAAUUUGGAAAUGAAAAUACCAAACUUGAACUUAGAAAAGUUCCUCCAGAAUUAAAUAAUAUCAGCAAACUUAAUGAACAUUUUAGUCGAUUUGGAACCUUGGUUAACUUACAGGUUGCUUAUAAUGGUGAUCCUGAAGGUGCCCUUAUCCAAUUUGCAACAUACGAAGAAGCAAAGAAAGCAAUAUCAAGUACGGAGGCGGUAUUAAACAAUCGCUUUAUUAAGGUUUAUUGGCACAGAGAAGGAAGCACCCAGCAGUUGCAAACUACUUCUCCAAAGGUAAUGCAGCCUUUAGUCCAGCAGCCCAUUUUGCCUGUUGUGAAGCAAUCAGUCAAAGAGCGGCUGGGUCCAGUACCUUCAAAUACUAUUGAACCUGCAGAAGCCCAGAGUGCCACUUCAGACCUUCCUCAGAAUGUAACUAAGUUAUCUGUGAAGGACAGGUUGGGUUUUGUAUCAAAGCCAUCUGUUUCAGCAACUGAAAAGGUGUUGUCUACAUCUACUGGCCUAACAAAAACAGUGUAUAAUCCAGCUGCUUUGAAGGCUGCACAAAAAACCUUACUUGUUUCCACCUCUGCAGUUGAUAAUAAUGAAGCACAGAAAAAAAAACAGGAGGCAUUGAAACUUCAGCAGGAUGUAAGGAAAAGGAAACAAGAAAUUUUAGAAAAGCACAUUGAAACACAGAAGAUGUUAAUUUCAAAACUGGAGAAAAACAAAACAAUGAAGUCUGAAGAUAAAGCAGAAAUAAUGAAAACUUUAGAGGUUUUGACAAAAAAUAUUACCAAGUUGAAAGAUGAGGUCAAAGCUGCUUCUCCUGGGCGCUGUCUUCCAAAAAGUAUAAAAACCAAGACUCAGAUGCAGAAGGAAUUACUUGACACAGAACUGGAUUUAUAUAAGAAGAUGCAGGCUGGAGAAGAAGUCACUGAACUUAGGAGAAAGUAUACAGAAUUACAGCUGGAAGCUGCCAAGCGAGGGAUUCUUUCAUCUGGUCGGGGCAGAGGAAUUCAUUCAAGAGGUCGAGGUGCAGUUCAUGGCCGAGGCAGGGGGCGAGGGCGAGGACGAGGUGUGCCUGGUCAUGCUGUGGUGGAUCACCGUCCCAGGGCAUUGGAGAUUUCUGCAUUUACAGAGAGCGAUAGAGAAGAUCUUCUUCCUCAUUUUGCGCAAUAUGGUGAAAUUGAAGAUUGUCAGAUUGAUGAUUCUUCACUUCAUGCAGUAAUUACAUUCAAGACAAGAGCAGAAGCUGAAGCAGCUGCAGUUCAUGGAGCUCGUUUCAAAGGGCAAGAUCUAAAACUGGCAUGGAAUAAACCAGUAACUAAUAUUUCAGCUGUUGAAACAGAAGAAGUUGAGCCUGAUGAAGAAGAAUUUCAGGAAGAGUCUUUGGUGGAUGACUCAUUACUUCAAGAUGAUGAUGAAGAAGAAGAGGACAAUGAAUCUCGUUCUUGGAGAAGAUGAUUUGACUGAUCAUUGAUCUACAUAUGCUAGAACUCUACCUGUGUUUCAUUAGUAUUAUCUAAUGUACUUUUACAUAUUUGUAAAAACAAUUUUUGGUAAAAUGUGAUGAAGAUGGAUUUCACAAAUAGACAAAAAAGAAGAAAACUACCUUCUGAUCUUGUAUUUUGAAAGAUUGAUGUUUGCAUUUUAUUUCAGUAAACAAUUGCUAAAGACAUCAUACUAGAAACAUAUGCAAUGUUUUUAUUACAUACUUCUACUGGACAUUACAGAAUUCUUUGGGUUCUUUGUAAUUUAAUGAAUAGGUCUGAAAACUUAUGACCAAUACUUGUUAUAACUUAGAGGAUUUUGUUUUAUUCCAAAUAAGGAAUGAAUUUGCAUUUAAAAUCUUAAUGAAUGUUUUCAAAACUGAAUAGAUAACAUAGUACUCUAACUAAAGUCUCCAAGUUAUGUAUUAUAAUAUUACAUAGUAGUAUGCUUAGGCUUUACUAUGUAUUAGCCUUUUGUUGGACUGUGUAUGUAUUUUACCAUAUGGGUUUUAAUGAUAAUGGUGUUUGACUGCUUUACAUGAGUCCUUAUGCAUCCGGAUGUUAUAAUAAAGUGGAAUGGUCUCUUAAAAAAAAAAAAAGAAAAGAAAAGAAAAAAGCAAUGACAAAAAAAAAAAAAAGAAAAAAAAAAAAGCCAAGACAAUGUUCCUUGAUUUAAAAAAAGAAAAGAAAAGAAAAAACAAAAGAAAAAACUUAAAAUAGACCAUUCCAGAUGGUGAUCUACCCUUCCCCCCAAUUAUCACAAAAGGAGCUAUAAUCACUAAUUUAUUCUUAAUAAUAAUGGUUACUGGUACCCUUACAAUAAUGUACAAUCCAAUGUUUAAAAAUUAUACCACUUGAGUUUGGUUUGAUCCUAUAAAUUUUCAACAAAUGUCUUAAAAAGCAGGCUGAUUAGUUUGGAACCAGACUACAAGUAGAGCUAACAUUUGGUGAAUAAGAAAACAUCACAUUACAUUUUGGAUGUAUGAAAGAAAACUUGACCAUUUGAAGAUAAAUGAAUAAAGAAAUGUACUAUAGAUACUACUUUAGGAAAACACUGUUUGUAGUCGUGAAAGGUGCCAAAUUGGCAGAGGCUCACGUUUCUUCUCUUUACACCAAACAGCAGAGAGAGAGAUCAUCAUUGCCUGAAUUCCCUUAGCUUUGUGACUGCAAGAGCAAGACCAGUUCCUGUCUGGAGACGACUGUUACAAUAAUAUCAUCCUAUUAUUUCAUGUUCACUCUUUAUCAAUUUGAACAGAUGUUUACAUGUACUAUAAUUAGCAUUUUAUCUCUACAGUUCUCUAAGAGUACAUCUGAGUUCCAAGUGUAUCUGAAUGUGUGCUCUGACCUUAUUCUUAAAUGUUUUCUCCCUGUACUUUAUAGCCAUUUAUUUUUUAAACACCUUAAGAAGGAAUGAAAAAGUUCUCUUGGAUGACAUAUAUUCAGUCUGAGCCAAAUUGAGGAUUGUGUCUAGGAAAUCUGUAAAGCCAUAUACUACUGUGUUCAUUAGCAUGAACAAUUUAAAAUGAAAAUGAAUUAAAAAGUUAAACAUGAGUUUGGUUUUAAUUUGGGGGGGAUCUUAAGAUGUAUUUCUGGGAGUAGGAUAGCCACUUAAAAUAAUUUUGAAUAGAUGAUAAAGUACUUUUUUAUGUACUGUAAUAGCUUGUGCAUUUCUUCUGACUAUACUUUCUGAUGAUGUUGCCAAGGUCAUUUACCCAAAUAUUUUUUUUAAAAAUUCUUAACUCUUCAGAGCCAACAAAGAAAAUAAUUUUCUUCUAAGUGACAAAUGAUAAUCUGUGGAUUACAAGUCUUUUAAAACUUAUUGUAUGUCUUAACAUAAUUUUUUCACAUUUUUUGGACUUUUCAAUCAAGACAUCAAAGAUGACCUUUAAAGCAAGAGGAAAUAGUGUCGUGUGCCUAAAAUUGGUAAAGACUAGUUUUUACCCAUUUUAAGAAGUGUGUGUCCAAAUUAUUUAUAAGCAGUAUGGCUUAAUAUGGCUUAGAAUUACUUAUAAAGAAUAUGAUUAAAUCUCAUCCUAAAUAUGUACCCACAAUAUCCUUUCUAUAAUGGGCACCAUAAGAAAUGUUUUCACUUAGUUUCUGAGUAUUCCUUCAUAGAUUCUCAGGAGGCAUUUAAAAAGUUGAAAGCUGUACUUGGUAGUAGCUAUAUUAGAAAAGUCCAAUUUACACUGAUUUUUAUUCACCCUCGUUUUUAUUUUUAUCCAGUCAUACUACGUUUAUCACUUUUUUUUGGUGCAAAGCUGAAUAUUCAAAUUUUUUUUCCCCUUGAGUAUGCAUUGCAUUUGUCAUGAAAAAUAAAAAGAAUGUAAUAAACACAUCAGUCAUAAUGUAAAUUAUCUGUUUUGAUCCACAUUGGUUGGACACAGCAUGGUUAAUUCUAGGCUUGGUUAAAGAAAAUACAUCAAUUAGAAAGUCUUCUAAUAUUUUAAGGACCUGGUAGCUUACAAGGCGCUUUUUUUUUUUUUUUUUUAAUUGUUAAGACUUUUGGUUCACAUUUGCAAACUAGCCACAGGGUGUUCAUAAAUAUUUUCCCAAAAUAGUUGAGUAUUUUUAAUUUUGAACAAAGAAUUUUCUGCCCUACUACAGUGGCUUACUGCUAGGGUAAAGACCAUUGUCUGAAGACACUAGGUGUUAACAGUGUUGAUGGCUUAAUGGAUAUGGACCACAUGCCACUACCUGCAGCUUUGUCAUCCUGGUGUUUUUGUUUGGUUGGGUUUGGUUUUUCAUUUUUUGCUUUUAAAAUUAAAAACAAAGCAAAACAAAAUUGAAGAUACCGUUGAGAAUCAGAAGUCAAGAUGACUCUCACGAAGAUCACUGCGCUUUUUGAAAAUUGCUGUGAGAUUUAGUCAGUUACAUAUUUAAAAUCCCCAUAUGUUGAUUAAUUAAAGAUAAGGUUUUCAUUAUUUUCCUAAGUAGGAUUCUCAUGGAGCUAUUGUAGAUAACUGUACAGAAUCACUUUUGUGUAAUUGAACGAAGCAGUUUCCUCUGCAUGAUUGCAUAAUGAAAGCCUUUUAUAUAUCUUUAUAUUUUUCAAUAUACUUAGAUUUUACACUAUUAAGCUGCUCUAGUCAUGCUAUAUUUGUUUUUUUUUAAAUAGAGUUUAUAAAUAUUUAUGCUCAAAAUACAGAUCAACUGAAUAUUUUUGGUCUUGUUUACAAGAUAAAUCAUACUUUAAAAUGAUACAGGCCCCUCAAGUGUCUUAGGAAAAAGUUAUUGGUGCUAUAAAACCUUUCAAUAUCAUUUUUGAACCCAUUGUUCAGACUGCUAGGUUUUAAUCUGAUUGCUUGUGAUUUAUGAUAAUGUAGCAGCAGCAUAAUUAUAAAAGUGGUCUCUGAUGUGUGGAUAAAGAGCUCAGCCCAUUAGAAACACAUCGUAAUUUAAGAAUAUGAUGCAGAAUGACCUUACACUUACUUGUGCCCAGCUUCCCAAAAAGAAAAUUGUUUUGUUAAGAGGAAGGCAGUUAAUUUGGCUAGAAUCCAAAAACAUUCAGCAUGGCUGGUUUUCCCUUAUUUCAAAUGAAAAACUUUUAAUACUAAAAUACGUAAUCCUGCUUUGCUUUAAAUUCCCAUAUCCAUCACUCUAGAGGAGGCAUAGUGAUUCUUCAAUAUUCACAGAACAUUUGAUGAGUUGUAAAGAGAUGUAUUAUUGCAUUGUAGGUUUUUGCAUUGAUGUGUCGAGUUUUUUGUUUUGUCCCCAUGAUUUCCUUCCAGCACCUUAAUGAAUGUUCACAUGAUAGAAUGUUUUAAGUAUCAGCAAAGCAUUCAUGGAUGCCUGCUUUUCAUUCUCAGAAGGUUAAACCUGUUUUGGGUGUGAUGCUACUUCAGAACAUAUUGUCUGGCACAAGAUUUCUUCUAAUAAGUGGUUUAUUUUAAUGCAAUGUCUGUGGACUGUUGAAUUGAAAAACACCAAAGGAGUCUUCUUGUUUGGAGACUGGAUUGUUCCAGUUUUAAAUACCUGUGCCCAUAAGUAUCCCAUUUCAUGAAUGUGUGUUGGCAUGGGGAAAAAAUUUCCCUGCUCUUUGAGUGGAGCGAAAGCAAUUGGUUAAGCUGUAGCAGCUUUUUUGUUUAUUUUUUUAAAGUGAUAACUUGAACUGAAAAAAGAUAAAACUUGAACUAGAAAACUACUCUUGUAUGCUUAGAAUGUUUAUAGUAUUAAAUGUUUAUGUGGGGUUGUCAACAUUUUUAUUAUUUAUAGUUGAAUUAUGUUUUGUUAAAUCCAUAUUUAUUAUUUUUAUAUUUUGAAAAUUUUCAAAAUAAAAGUCUUACUAAAAACA
Molecule: messenger RNA, 7594 nt
Organism: Rhinopithecus roxellana (golden snub-nosed monkey)
Lineage: Eukaryota; Metazoa; Chordata; Mammalia; Primates; Cercopithecidae
Gene: RBM26
Product: RNA binding motif protein 26
Exons: 24
Coding region: 209-3277 (1022 amino acids)
Biological process (GO): mRNA processing
Cellular component (GO): nucleus
Molecular function (GO): RNA binding; metal ion binding
Source: RefSeq, a predicted model, not a curated record